GUCGCACAGAAAAUUCUCACUAGUGAUUUUUGCAAAGGAAAACCAACAAGUACCACCGUCAGCUGGGGCUUUGGAACGAUUCAGGUAUUAUCAGAAGAUGUGAAGAGCUCGCGGUCAACAUAAUGUCCUAUCUUUACAUAACAAAAAUGGUGAAGUUCAGAGAAAAACUUGCGACCAACAGAGACUGCAUACAGGUGAUAGAAGCCUACUUGUCCCUCACGCACCUUGAUCAGUUGUUAUCUAGUGCAGGAAGUGAGAAAAUGGAGGCCAAGGAAAUCAAAUUCAUAGACAUCAGCCUUAGCCAUGAUCUAACAGCGGGAAACUACGUGAGCAAGAUUGAGAAGAUGCGUCAAGACUUAGCAGAGACUUGGACGCGCAAUCGUCCUGUAUGUAUCACUGUACUCGACGAAAAGGAUCGUGAUUUUGAGAAGAAGCUCACUUGGUUCGACAUUGUACUGGUUUUCAAUGAUGGAAAGAGUAGGGUCAGGCUGAGGAUCCGAUGCGACCAGCUCUACUUUCAGGGAUUUCGCGUGAAUGACGCCGGUAAAUGGUUCGAGCUGGGGAUUGAGGGAAGAGAUAAGCACCUCAUCGAUAAAGAAUCAACACUUCUUGGUUUCGGGCAUAACUACACUGCCUUGUUACGCGCAGCUGGCUUCGACGCAACAGGAGGUCUUACUGAAGUCACCCUUGGGCGUGAGAAGCUUAUAAGCGCAGCGCGAUGGCUUGAAAAUCCACCAAACGCCAAGAAAAGAGCCGAAGCAUUGCUCAUUAUGAUUGUUACAUUCUGUGAGUCUAUGAGGUUUGUUCCGAUUAGUAAUUAUCUGAGGAGGACAUGGCAACAAAGCUUGAAAGCCCCCAGUUGGCUCGAGACCCUAAUUCAUCGGUGGGGGGAGCUCUCUGGAUGUGUUUUAUUCUAUGAUGCUCAUCCUACCUAUGUAUGGGUGCCUCAGAAACUUGUGGUUGAAGGACCGGCACCAGAUUUUAAACCAGUAAAUGUCGUGGCUCGAUCUGUCAACGAACUGCUGGAAUAUCUUGGCAUGUUGCAGAGGGAUCCUAGAACUAUUGUUCCUCCUAAGCCGUAGAUGCGACUUAGUGAUGUCCUGUGGAUUUUAGAAUAAUGCUGUGGAAUAAAUGUGAGCCUUCUAGGGUUUCCAUGGGUUCGGAGUAAUGUUGUGCUCCUCUGAAGUCUUCUUCUGAGCUACUGUAAUGGGCAACUAGUAUUGAUUAUGUCCAACAUUAUUGUAAGACCAGUCGGCCUUUCUUAUCUUUUGCACGAAUGAAUAAAGUUAUGCUUGCAGGUCC
Messenger RNA from Asparagus officinalis (garden asparagus), 1302 nucleotides. Its product is annotated as protein synthesis inhibitor I-like. The transcript has 3 exons. The record is from RefSeq and is a predicted model, not a curated record. Gene Ontology annotation, molecular function: rRNA N-glycosylase activity. Gene Ontology annotation, biological process: negative regulation of translation. NCBI's taxonomy places the organism in Eukaryota, Viridiplantae, Streptophyta, Magnoliopsida, Asparagales, Asparagaceae. The coding region runs from base 123 to 1082 and encodes 319 amino acids.